CGAGCUGGGUGUUUCCUGCCUCUUUCAGUCCGGGUUUGGAGGCUCCGGCGUUCUCCAACUUUUCAUGGAAGAGAUGUCAGGAGAAAGUGUGGUGAGCUCAGCGGUGCCAGCGGCUGCUACCCGCACCACUUCGUUCAAGGGCACGAGCCCCAGCUCCAAGUAUGUGAAGCUGAACGUGGGCGGCGCCCUCUACUACACCACCAUGCAGACGCUGACCAAGCAGGACACCAUGCUGAAAGCCAUGUUCAGUGGGCGCAUGGAAGUGCUCACCGACAGUGAAGGCUGGAUCCUCAUUGACCGCUGCGGGAAGCACUUUGGUACGAUACUCAACUACCUGCGGGACGGGGCCGUCCCCUUGCCCGAGAGCCGCCGGGAGAUCGAGGAGCUGCUGGCAGAAGCCAAGUACUACCUGGUCCAGGGCCUGGUGGAGGAGUGCCAGGCCGCCCUGCAACAGAACAAAGAUGCUUAUGAGCCUUUCUGCAAAGUUCCUGUUAUCACCUCAUCCAAAGAAGAACAGAAACUUAUAGCAACGUCAAAUAAGCCAGCCGUGAAGUUGCUCUACAACAGAAGUAACAACAAAUACUCAUAUACCAGCAACUCUGACGACAAUAUGUUGAAAAACAUUGAACUUUUUGAUAAGCUCUCUCUGCGCUUUAACGGAAGGGUCCUAUUCAUAAAGGACGUCAUCGGGGACGAAAUCUGCUGCUGGUCCUUUUAUGGUCAGGGCCGAAAGAUUGCCGAAGUCUGUUGUACCUCCAUCGUCUACGCCACUGAGAAGAAACAGACCAAGGUGGAGUUCCCUGAAGCUCGGAUUUAUGAGGAGACCCUGAAUAUCCUGCUGUAUGAGGCCCAGGAUGGGCGGGGACCUGACAACGCGCUCCUGGAGGCCACAGGCGGGGCGGCCGGGCGCUCCCACCACCUGGAUGAAGAUGAGGAGCGGGAGCGGGAGCGGAUCGAGCGCGUGCGGCGGAUCCACAUCAAGCGGCCUGACGACCGUGCCCACCUGCACCAGUGAGCCGGCAGGUGGACGCGCCGCCUCUGCCCUCCUCCCCUCCCCCUCCCCGUUCUUCACUCAGAUCAUCUGCAGGCUCCGGGCACCUUCCACUUCCCCUCGAGUCUGGAGAUACUUUUGUAAUAAGCCAGAUUAUUAUUUUGAUAUUUCUCAACAAGGUGAAUUGGUUUUUACCCAGGUGAAUGCUCCCCUGUUGUUGAUAAGCUGUGUCCAAGAGCCCUCCUUUCUGUGAGAGGCCUUGGAGCCAAGCUUGUUGGUUCUCACAGGAAAAGGACAAAUGCGUGUGCAGUGUACAUGAGAACUUUCGUUUGCAGUAUUUAUUUUUGUGGAUGUUGACUACCUACUUGAGCUUCCUGGGUGGUGUUGCCUUUGGGAUUCGGUUUGACCGCUCGGAGAGGGACCCUGCAGCUGGUGGCUGCCCCGGUGUCUUCAGGCUCCGUAUCUCCUCCCCCUCCUCCAGCCUGCACGCUGGCCCCGGCUCCAGUGCGCCGCCAGCUCGGUUCCCGCGCUGGCUUUGCUGGAGUCCAUCCUGCAGCAGGAUUCUGUGCUAGGGCUUAUUGGUAACUAAUUGCAGCUUGUAGCACUGGAGGUGGCACCUGGUGUGCUUUGUGCCUCCAAAUUGUUGUUCCUGUGUGUAUCUGGGUGCCUCGCUCUAUGUAGGGGGCAAGCCUAUUGCCGCCUUGGCUGGUCUGGGUCUGGUGCUUGUUGGGCCCGCCACAUGUUGGGCGGAGGGCAGAGCUGCCCCUGGUGGUGAGCGCUCAGCUCCGUGCCUGGCUCCUUCCCUGACUCCUGCCCCUUCCAGCAGCCCCCCUUGUUGACUCACUGCAUUCCAGGAAGUUCGUCUGGCCUGGGUACGGGGUGGCUCGCCAAACCGAGGCAUCCAGUUCCCCCUCGGCCUUCUUCCCUGUUAAGCCGCUCUUACUGCUGCAAGGGGAUGCCCUGCCCUUCGCUCAGAAACCCUGGGUGGCCUGACUGUCCUCCCGGCGGGCGUCUGCGCAGGACCGCCCCCGCCCCCGCCCCCAGCAGCCUCGGGCAGCUUGCCUGCUGGAAGCGGAGCCGGCACCGAGAGAUCGCCUUGCUGUCUUUGCCCCACUAUCGGGUGGCCAUCAGUGAGCAGUGAGAGGCUGUGCAGGUCCUUUGGGGUCCAGUUAGUGUCCAUGUUCGAGUGUUUAAGGGACGUGUGUGACUGUUGACGGGGAUGUGUGCUUGGGAGCUCGCAGGUGCUCGUGAGGGAUGGAUGUUCUCAGUUACCUACCUCCCAGUCUCUUCUGCGCCUGUCAAGGGACAGAAGUGAGUUGUGACUAAUAUGCGUGGUUGAGACUAGACUAGGUAGAGUAGUUACAAAGCGAUAUGAAUGUGUAUAUGGUAAUGGAUGGAUCUUGUCUGCUUUUCAAGGGAAAUGUUACUGUUCAUACCAAAGGUAUUAAUAUGGGCAGCGUCUGACACAGUGUAUUCCAAAAAAACGAGUUUAUAUUUAGAAAUGGUUUUUAUGGCUUCGACUGUGUACGUACUGCCCUCCUUGUGACAGUUGUAUGCCUUUAUUUUGUAUCCAGCAGCAAAGCCUCCAAUAAACCUUUAAAACAAUCAGGAUGGAACCCAGAAAUUGGGUAGAUGCUUUUUAAACUGCUGUGUGGUUAAUUUUCAUAUGAGGCCAUUUGGAUUUUAUUAACUGCAAAGGAAAUGGGGGGCUUAAAAAAAUGUUUCUUAAAAUAUUUUAUACUGUUUGAGUUUCAAACACCAACCCUGCUGUUUGGGUUGAACUUUUUUAGAAAGUUAAAGUGAAUGUCAGUUCUGAUGUUUUCUGUAGGAAUGGAAAAGCCAUCAAAUACUUGUUUUUUUAAAUGUUUACACGAAGAGUACGUUUGUGGAACAAUCUGAUUUGUCUGGGCUUCUACACCUUAUGAGCUAAUGUCUCUGGCAGUCUCCCCCUCUCCCUUCACUUUUCUUCCAGUGCUGCACUUGUAGCUGUGAGUCUUUGCCUCCCUGGUCCUGAAACAUUCCAGGCUGACGAGGCUGCAUUUAGCCCUGGGCUGACGGGAAGCAGCGGCUGGUCCCGCCGUCAUUAGACAUAGUCCGCAAGGAACUGACUUUUCUUACGCUAGCGCUAAACAACAGUCAGUAUUACCCUUCGGAACCACCCAAGUAAACACUGGCCUAAGAUUUGGUAAAGAGUAAAAUUUUAUUUCAUUGUAAUAGCUUACAAUUAAAAAAGUGGAACAGCUUUGGUCCCUUGUAAUCAUGUUUUUUCAAAUACUGUCUGACGGUGGUGACUGGGGCCUGUGCCCGAGACGGUUCUGGCCGAGCCGCCUCUCGCCCUCCCGCGGUGGCCUCGCAGGUCGGCCGCCGGGCAGGUCCCCAGCCCUCCCGUGGGUUCGGUGUGUCUGCACCUGAGAACACUCUUCGGGGCCCGGUGUGAGCACUCAGCCCUGACUGCCCAUCCCUCUGUGUGUCACUGACCUUUCUUUGUGCUACGAGGAGAAAAAGAAUGCUACGAGCUUUAGAAGUAGUUGCUGUGUGUUGUACAAGCAUUUGUGGACAUAUGUAAAAU
Messenger RNA from Pteronotus mesoamericanus, 3560 nucleotides. It is a transcript of the gene KCTD10, whose product is annotated as potassium channel tetramerization domain containing 10. Gene Ontology annotation, biological process: proteasome-mediated ubiquitin-dependent protein catabolic process; negative regulation of Rho protein signal transduction; protein ubiquitination. Gene Ontology annotation, cellular component: Cul3-RING ubiquitin ligase complex. Lineage: Eukaryota; Metazoa; Chordata; Mammalia; Chiroptera; Mormoopidae. Bases 65 to 1015 code for a protein of 316 amino acids. The transcript has 7 exons. The record is from RefSeq and is a predicted model, not a curated record. Gene Ontology annotation, molecular function: protein binding; ubiquitin-protein transferase activity.